Molecule: messenger RNA, 1960 nt
Organism: Erythranthe guttata (spotted monkey flower)
Lineage: Eukaryota; Viridiplantae; Streptophyta; Magnoliopsida; Lamiales; Phrymaceae
Product: zinc finger MYND domain protein
Source: RefSeq, a predicted model, not a curated record
CCCCCCAUCAAAUUGGACACCUGUACUCAAAUUAAUUUCUAUCAAUUUUCCCUGAACUCCAUCAAAUCAAACCCUUUCCUUGUUCUUCCAGCUGAUGAAAUCAAAGCCACAGUCCACAAAUUUGGGUUGAAUUCGUGCCGUCCGAUCAUCGCGGAUGAUGCUAUCUACUCGGAGAAAGCUGUGGUUGCUGAAAAUCGUAUUAUUUCUGGGGUUAGGGUUAGGGUUUGAUUUCGGUGAUGCGUUGAAGGUGCCGUUCAGGGUCAACGACGUGCUGCCGGUGUUGCCUCGUCAGAUAUCGUGGCCUGUGCUGAACAAUAUUCACAGUGCGGUUGAUUUGCUGCCGCAGUAUAUCGGAUCGCUGUCGCCGAAUAACGGAACAAUUAACUGGAAAGGCGCGUGCUUUUUUGAUAACGAGGCGAAGAUUGAGUUCGUUGGUGCCGGUGAUAGGGGAAUCGGGGGCGGCGUUAUCCAUCUUUCGACUGCAGCUGCCCACAGUUGGACAUGUAUGGAUUUAUACGUAUUUGCAACUCCUUAUAGGGUCACUUGGGAUUAUUAUUUUUCAGCUCGUGACCAUACAUUGAAAAUUGAAUCAUGGGAGGAACCUGCCGAAGUAGAAUAUGUAAAGCAGCAUGGGAUCUCGGUUUUCCUUAUGCCAUCUGGAAUGCUGGGUACAUUUCUUUCCUUGGUCGAUGUGGUGCCUUUGUUCUCUAACACUGUUUGGGGUCAGAGUAGAAAUCUAGAUUUUCUGAAGAAGCACAUGGGUGCUUCGUUUGAAAAACGUCAACAACCAUGGCGUGCUACCAUAAAUCCAGAAGAUGUGCAUUCUGGUGACUUUUUAGCUGUUUCGAAGAUUCGUGGGCGUUGGGGUGGAUUUGAGACGCUGGAGAAGUGGGUCACCGGUGCAUUUGCUGGACAUACUGCUGUAUGCUUGAAGGACGAUUUGGGUAAUCUUUGGGUUGGUGAAUCUGGACACGAAAAUGAAAAGGGUGAAGAAAUUAUUGCAAUAAUUCCUUGGGAUGAAUGGUGGGAACUAUCACUUAAGGAUAGUUCAAAUCCACAAAUAGCGUUGCUGCCCUUACAUCCAGAAAUACGUGCUAGGUUUAACACUACUGCAGCAUGGGAAUAUGCUCGCCAGAUGGCAGGCAAGCCAUACGGUUAUCAUAACAUGAUCUUUAGUUGGAUCGACACUGUAGCCGACAAUUAUCCACCUCCUCUAGAUGCUCACUUGGUUAUUUCUGUCAUGUCUAUGUGGACCAGAAUGCAGCCAGCAUAUGCUGCAAACAUGUGGAAUGAAGCGCUUAAUAUGCGGCUCGGAACUGAGGAUCUGGACUUGUAUGGAAUUCUAGCAGAGACUGAAAGACGAGGAAUAACUUUCGACCAACUACUCACUAUUCCCGAACAAGAUGAAUGGGUGUACAGUGAUGGCAAGUCUACAACAUGCGUUGCCUUUAUUCUUGCAAUGUAUAAAGCAGCUGGAGUAUUCGGUCCAGUCACAAAUUCCAUUCAAGUUACCGAGUUUACGAUCAAGGAUGCGUAUAUGCUUAAAAUAUUCGAGAAUAAUAUGACACAAUUGCCAAAUUGGUGUAACAAUGGCGAUGACAAGCUUCCGUUUUGUCAGAUUCUGGGGGAAUAUAAAAUGGAAUUGCCAUAUUACAACACUUUAGAGCCGUACACAAAUAUGAACGAGAAUUGCCCAUCUCUACCUCCCACAUACGAAAGGCCUGCUCGUUGUUGAGUACUUCAACAUUUGUUACUAUUUGUGUACGAAAGAAUAUUCCUCGAAAACGUCUUUUUCUUUUCUUUUUGGGUCUUAUGUAGCUCAAGUGUGUAAUAUAAUGGAAGAGAACAUGCUAUGCUUGCUCUUGUUCAGAUGUUUACUUAUAUACGAUGUACAUAUUUCUAGCUUAUGGAAACCCUCGGGAACUUCGGGUGAAAUAAAUAUACCUGAAAUUCGAAUCGA